AUGGCUGAGACCAUAAAGGAUGGCAAGUUCGCCCACGGCAACACAGAGGCACCCCAGUCCAACCGUGUCCUGCCUCUCUUCUCCCUAAAGGGCAAGACUGCAAUUGUCACAGGGGCCGGUGCAGGCAUCGGACUGGCUAUUGCGGAGGCACUCGCUGAGGCGGGAGCAAAUGUCGCUAUAUGGUACAACAGCAACAAGAAAGCUUUGGACAGGGCAGCGGAGAUCGAGCAGACCUACGGAGUCAAGUGCAAGGCUUAUCAAGUCAACGUCAAUGCUCUUGAGCCUGUCCAAACAGCAGUGGAUGCCGUUGUGAAGGAGUUCAACGGCCGGCUAGAUAUCUUCGUUGCCAACUCUGGAAUUGCGUGGGAAUUCGGGCCUAUGCUUGACGCCGAGCCUGUUGUUGACCUGUAUAAGAAGGUUGUGACACCCAACAUUGACGGCACGUUCUGGUGCGCUCGUGCUGCGGGUCUUCACUUCAGACGACAGAAGAAGGAGGGUACGACCAUUGAUGGUCAGAAGCUUGAGGGGUUCACACUCGGCAGCUUCAUUGCAACAGCCAGUAUGAGUGGUCAUAUUGCCAACAUCCCCCAGAUGCAGGCCGCAUACAAUGCCUCCAAGGCAGCGGUAAUUCACUUGUGCAAGUCUCUAGCAGUUGAGUGGACUGGCUUCGCCCGUGCCAACUCAAUCUCGCCUGGAUACAUCAAAACUGAGAUCUCGAACUUCAUUCCCGAUGAGACCAAGGGGAUCUGGAAGGAUAAGAUCCCGAUGGGACGUGAGGGUGAGCCGAGCGAGCUGAAGGGCGCCUACCUAUACUUGGCAUCCGACGCAGCAUCUUAUACGACCGGAAUCGAUAUAAUCGUCGACGGUGGCUACUGUGCUCCAUAG
Messenger RNA from Phaeoacremonium minimum UCRPA7, 885 nucleotides. Its product is annotated as putative sorbitol utilization protein sou2 protein. The record is from RefSeq and is a predicted model, not a curated record. Gene Ontology annotation, molecular function: oxidoreductase activity, acting on NAD(P)H, oxygen as acceptor. Bases 1 to 885 code for a protein of 294 amino acids. Gene Ontology annotation, cellular component: intracellular anatomical structure. The transcript has 5 exons. NCBI's taxonomy places the organism in Eukaryota, Fungi, Ascomycota, Sordariomycetes, Togniniales, Togniniaceae.